This is a messenger RNA of Helianthus annuus (common sunflower), 1044 nucleotides long. RefSeq lists its product as uncharacterized. The coding region runs from base 1 to 1044 and encodes 347 amino acids. The transcript is spliced from 3 exons. NCBI's taxonomy places the organism in Eukaryota, Viridiplantae, Streptophyta, Magnoliopsida, Asterales, Asteraceae. The record is from RefSeq and is a predicted model, not a curated record.
AUGGUGAUGAGAAUUCGGUUUUUUUUUCACGGGUACAUUAAUAGUAGACGGGCUUCAAACAAUAUUCCUGGCCUAUUGAUUAAUGGUGUUUGGACGGCUAAACCUUCCUUAGUCAAAAAAGAGAUUAUUGGUUUCUUCAAUUUGGCAUUUAAGAAAAAAAAAUUCUAUAACAGACCAUAUCUAACUUGCCAUAAUAUUAAAAGACUUUCGGAGGAGAACGCGGCGUCUCUAAUAACCCCUUUUAAGAACGAGGAGAUAAAGAAAGCUGUGUUCGAGUGCGGGGCCGACAAAGCUCUUGGGCCAGACGGUUUCAAUUUCAACUUCAUAAAAAGCAAAGGCUCUGUCGCAAAAGGAUGCAGUUCAUCUUUCAUAACUCUUAUCCCUAAAAACAAGGAUCCGGUGGGAAUGAAAGAUUAUCGGCCGAUAAAUCUUAUUGGGGUGAUUAGUAAAACUAUUUCUAUGGUUCUUGCUAAUCGCCUCAAAAAGGUCAUUGGUUCCAUAAUUUCAGAAAACCAAACCGCUUUCCUUAGAGGCAGGCAAGGAGACCCGCUUUCUCCGUUUCUGUUUCUUUUGGUUAUGGAAGCCCAGUCUAGCAUUUUUUGCAAAGCAGGGCUUGAAGGGUUUUUCAAAGGCAUUCAAACUCCUAAUAAUGGGCUGGUUAUCUCACAUCUUUUUUAUGUUGAUGACGCUCUCAUUUUGAGGGAUUGGGAUAGGGGUAAUUUCUCGAAUGUGGCUAGAUGUCUUAGAAUUUUUUACGUAUGCUCGGGCCUUAAAAUAAACCUUCACAAAACUAACUUAUAUGGGUUGGGUGUGGAUAACUGUGAUAUUAAAGAUACGGCUAAUGUGAUUGCGUGUAACGUUGAUAACAUCCCGCUUUCUUACUUGGGUAUCAUGGUGGGGCCCAGUAUGAAUAGAAUCAAAAAUUGGGAGUCAAUUGUUGAGAUUUUCGAUAAAACGUUAUCGGUUUGGAAAGCUAAAACUUUAUCUAUAGGGGGGAGACUUACAUUGAUUAAUUCGGUUUUAGAGAGUAUUCCUAUUUACUAA